GGGUACAAAAGUUGGAUCGAGAAAUCAGAUAAGCCCAAGUAGUGUCAACACUGGUUAUUUAGUGAGUAUGUUCUACUGCAUCCUCGCCUGUAUGGACUACCUGCGUUACCCUCUACCAUGGCGACAGAUCGAUUUUCACGAUAUUCACAGAUAUGUCUUUAGAUAAAGAGACAGACAUUUGAUUCUCUGCGCGUCCAGAUUUAAUUGUUUCCAUCGGCCAAAAGUCACAGGGUGGCUUUUUGAAAUUUGCCUUUAAUUUCUGCCUCCCUGGUAGAAGGUAGACCUGCGUGGGGAGUAGAGAAUUGGGUUGAAGUUAUGAAAGACGUGGGUUUUAACGUAAAACUCUGUGUGGAGAACAGUGCUCACUUCGUAUGCUCACUAUGCUUCUUAUAUUGAAAUGUUCGUAAGGAGAGACUAAGGAAGUUCGAAAAUAUGUUUCGAGGUACGAAAAUUGGACUGAAAACUUAUGCUUGUACUAGGGGUACUAGGUCCAAAAUCAUAUGUUGAAUUAAUUACACAAUGUUAUAUAAUGUGUAUGUGAGUUUUUCAUUUUCCUACUAUUUACAGUUUUCUUGGAAAACACUCGUAAACAAUUAUCGUUCAUCAGUGUAUAUUAAUUAUCUACAUAUUAAAGCCAGGAAAUGCGAAUAAAGCAGCGCAAUUUACGAAAAAACUGAAGUCUGCAUCCGCUUUAAGAGUGUUAAUCAAGUAGGUUAAACGUGAGAUUUGCCAGAACAUCGCCUAACAUCUCUCCGCAAUGACGAUGGGCAUUUUUGUGAAGUAUUGGUUUUUGUUGUCAUGUCUUCCAUGGGCCUGUGACUUACAUGGGUUUUCAGCCGCUCCAGGCUCCCGCUCCAGAUACAGGCCGAACCUGGGUCGUCUGGAGGCGAUACAAGGCAGUUCGUGCCCCGGAAACAGGGUCCCUGAACUUGUAUUGGGCUACACUACACCGUGUUCGGGGGAACGGUUUUUCCAACUGAGGGAAUUUCACUUCAACAACUGUCAGACGUGUUCCCGUGUGCUGGGUGACAAGAUAACUUAUACUCCUGCUGGUGUUGUCCCGGCGACCACGCCACGCUCAGCCAGUGUAUCGAGUGCGACAGACAAGGGGGUGGGAGGAGGCGUGCCAGGCUCCGCGAUGACUGGUUCUAAAGACAUUUCUGUCUGCUCGUACGGCAAAUAUGAUUUCAUAGAUUUAUGUAAAUGGAGACAGAGGGGACGUGGCAGACCAAUGAAUGGAUUUGCAAACCUAUAA
This is a messenger RNA of Lingula anatina, 1255 nucleotides long. RefSeq lists its product as uncharacterized. Lineage: Eukaryota; Metazoa; Brachiopoda; Lingulata; Lingulida; Lingulidae. The record is from RefSeq and is a predicted model, not a curated record.